Molecule: messenger RNA, 1146 nt
Organism: Aureobasidium musti
Lineage: Eukaryota; Fungi; Ascomycota; Dothideomycetes; Dothideales; Saccotheciaceae
Source: the annotation of a GenBank genome assembly
AUGGGCAAGGUCAUCUUUGCCAACGAGGCUGUUUUUGUCCAGAAGAUCAAGGAGCACGUUGACGGCCUGGAGCACGCCAGAGACCAGCUCAAUCAUGUGUAUAACCAACGAUUUGAGGCCAUGGUCGACGAGAGGGCUCGCCGCGAGGAGCAGCUCGAGACUCAGCAUACCACCGAACUCGAAGCCGCUCGUAACAAGCUGAGAGCAAGCUACUCACAACCUCUCUACAAUACUGGCGUCAAGACCACCUCCACUUCUACUCCCUUUGAUGGACACGUCGACGAGUUUCAGAUGGAAGACAAACGGCUUGUCUCGGAACAUGCAGAGCGACUUGCAAACAGAAGAUCGCAGGUUCAACACCAUCACAACCUGCAAUUCCAAGCCCUGAGCGAAGAGUAUGACAAGAAGAUUGCCGAACUGCUGGGUGAGAAAGACAUGCUAGACUCGGACCUCAGCAUUGGGCCCGAACGUUUUGAGGAAAUGUCUGAGCAGAUUGAUCGUCUGCACAGCGCAACCAACAGUCCGGCCUCUAUUCGUCAUAGGCCCUUGCGUGCGCAAACCUCCAUCGAUCACCUGCAAGGUCAAGGCAACCAGCACCUCUACCGCAGCAUCGACACCUACCACCCCACGCAACGAACAGAAUCACCCGGCUUUGGAUCGCGACCCCAGUCCGCCUCUGCCGAAUCACAGAUCUCGCUGCGUCGCAAGAGCAGUCACGGCCGCAUAUCCCAAUUCAUCGGCAAAAUGUCGUCGCCAUUUUCUUCCUCCCGCUCUUCUCGCUCCUCAACUUCCGGCCCUUCCCGUCCCCACACCACCGGCCACCGCGUCGUGUCCACCCCUCCUCCCUCUUCUCNNGAGUACUCCAAACACUCCAUCAGCGAAGGCUCAAGCACACUAGGCAGAAACAGUGUCCGUCCCAUGACUGCAGAAGCGCCGCGCACACUCGACAACAACAACCACGCAGACAUGGAUUUCUCUAUUGCGCCUGAGAGAUUCGAAGCCCUGCGCGAAGGCCAAGAAUUGAAGAGUGAAGAGUUGGGAAGGAGAGGUAGUGUAGUGGGCACUGAACAACAGUCGUCGCAACACAAAAGUCCGAAGAUCUUGAGACAUAUUUCGGGGUCGAUUAGGAGGAAGAUGGCUUCGUAG